ACGAAUAAAGAUCCGCCCUCCUGAAUCUCGAGAGAAGACGGAAGAAAAGAGGAGCAGCAGAAAAAAACGCGCCGUGUCCUUAAAAAGGCGAACUCGGAAGAAAAGGCAGCGACCCCCGUCUCAAGAUCUCGUCAAAACCUAGAUUUGGAAAUCCAAGAAGGAAACACUAGAAGUCUCACGGUCGAUUCUUGAUCUCUGUCGGCAUGGACGACUCCGGCGAGCCUCGACCCGUGGCGGCGGCAGCGGCGAUCUAGAGGCAAGGAGAGGGGGAGGAGAAUGGACGAGCUCGUGGCGGUGAGAAGGCACUCGCAUGGAAUCGAUCGAAGCAGCGGAUGCCAUUCCUCUUCUGCCGAAGGGUCAACAGCAUGGAUCGGGAAGGGCCUCUCUUGUGUUUGUGCUCAGAGAAGAGAAAGUGAUGCACGCCUAUCAUUUGAUCUAACCCCUUCUCAGGAGGAAUGUCUACAGAGGCUACAAGAACGCAUAGAUGUUACUUAUGACAGUAACAAGAUUGAGCACCAGGAAGCCUUAAGAGCUCUCUGGCGUGCAGCUUUUCCUGAAGUUGAACUCAGAGGUUUGAUAUCUGAACAAUGGAAGGAAAUGGGAUGGCAAGGAAAAGAUCCGUCUACAGAUUUCAGGGGUGGUGGUUUCAUAUCAUUGGAGAAUCUGCUGUUCUUUGCAAAGACUUAUCCUAAAACCUUUCAGGAUCUUCUCCGAAAGCUAGAGGGCAACCGAUCUGAUUGGGAAUAUCCAUUCGCUGUAGCUGGUGUGAAUAUAACAUUUAUGCUAAUACAGAUGCUUGAUCUUCAAACUGUCAAACCAAGGACAAUGAUGGGAGCGGUUUUCCUAAAGCUACUUUCAGAAAAUGAGCGAGCCUUUGAUGUUCUGUACUGCAUAACUUUCAAGUUGAUGGAUCAUCUUUGGCUUGAGAUGCGUGCAUCAUACAUGGAGUUCAAUUCGGUAAUGAAAGCUGCUCGCCGUCAACUUGAAAGAGAGCUGUUAUUAGAAGACAUUCAAAGGGUGGAAGACAUGCCCUCCUAUGGACUCCUCGCUUGGUAGUUGAAAAUAGUUCGUUUUGGCUUGUUUGAUUUUUCAGAUAUUCCUCGUGUUUCAAUAUUGUGUUUUUUCUCCCCACGGUUGUUUCGGAAUGUGUUCAUAUUAAGGUUUUUUAUUAUCCUU
Asparagus officinalis (garden asparagus) is the source of this 1176-nucleotide messenger RNA. Its product is annotated as ELMO domain-containing protein A-like. The transcript has 9 exons. The record is from RefSeq and is a predicted model, not a curated record. Lineage: Eukaryota; Viridiplantae; Streptophyta; Magnoliopsida; Asparagales; Asparagaceae. The coding region runs from base 277 to 1056 and encodes 259 amino acids.